This is a messenger RNA of Bactrocera oleae (olive fruit fly), 2844 nucleotides long. RefSeq names its product fructose-bisphosphate aldolase. Gene Ontology annotation, cellular component: cytosol. Gene Ontology annotation, biological process: fructose 1,6-bisphosphate metabolic process; glycolytic process. Gene Ontology annotation, molecular function: fructose-bisphosphate aldolase activity; protein binding. The record is from RefSeq and is a predicted model, not a curated record. Lineage: Eukaryota; Metazoa; Arthropoda; Insecta; Diptera; Tephritidae.
GAAUGAAAGUUUUGCCGAGCGAAUAAUUUUUAAAGAAAUCGCACGGGAUAAAAUCUGCCUAAUUCUACCGACUUUAUCGCGGCUACUAUGGGGAUACGAGCCGAUGCGUUGUCAUGGUUGAAAAGGAAUUUUCUCUUCGACUAAUGAGACCGAUUUUCUGCGAUUCGGCGUCAACUCGACGCAAUAAUUCGACAUUUGGCAGCUAAUGUAGAUCACAUCUUGUGAAUACCAGCUAGUCAUCAUAUUUUCGGCCGACUUUGGAGCAGGUUCGUCGAGUUAAGUCCACUGUUUCGAUUGUGCUUUGGUCUCUAGUGUGGAUGGGUUCAUAUUUCAUCAACGGUUACAAACAAUACAGAAACUACUACAGAUUUCUGUGAAGUGCUCUUACAAUUCCGCUAAUUGUCCGGAGUCUUCUACUAUCGCAGCUAUCUUGUAAAUUUUCAAUAGACGAUCUGCAAUAUGGGAUCGUGGGCUUUUGUCGUUUUCGCGGUACCUGGACGUGACUCUUCAAAAAACCACGUUCGAUUACGAUCACAUUGAACCAAAACUACAUAACAAUUUUGCGAGUAACUGUGUACGAUAAUGUGCAUCGACGAUGGUGAUGCUAAGAAAUUAUCGGAUCACAAAAAAUUGCUUAAACUUUUUACUUUGUUUGAGACACAUUUGAUUUUAUCAAAUCGACCACUUGUCAUGAUGGCUUCACACUCUGUAUUGAUGGAGCGGGUCGGCUUUAGUAUACCAUCCCACGAUUUCACUAUGGAGCUUUUAUAGAAUCUCACUUUACAUGAUUUUCAAUUCAUAGAGCUCACUUAUAUGAUUGAACCUGUAUCUAAUAAGAAUUCUUGAAUUCUUUUAAGUCAGACUACUUUGGAAUUUAUGAAGAAACAAAUACAAAAUUACUAAAAAGAAAAUUUCAAAAAAAAUACAAACGCUUUUGACAAAAAACAUAUUCUGUAUUUCGUAUUUUUCUCAAAAUUUCAUAUAAAAAAGUAUUACUGCAAAUUCACUACCAUUUCACUGCAAAACUCUGCAUAAUCCACAAUGUCCACAUAUUUUAAUUAUCCUUCGCGCAGCUUAAUUGAUGAACUACGUCAUAUAGCAGCGGAACUUAUGAAACUGGGGCAUGGCAUUGUGGUCACAGACGAGUCUCCCUCACAGCUGGAGCGAUUAAUGGAAAUGUUUGGUAUAAAUUCCUCGAAGGAGAUGCGCAUCCAGUACCGAAGCCUGUUAUUCUCAGUUAAGGAAUCACUGGACGAGUACGUCUCUGGCGUUGCCGUGCAUCCGGAGGUAUUGGAUCAAACCACAGCUAACGGAUGUGCGUUACAUUGUCAGUUGCGACGCAAGAAUGUGUUGGUUGGAGUCACCGUAGAUAAGGGGCUUGUACCCUUGUUAUGUACCUAUGGAGAAUAUACUACGCAAGGACUUGACGGUUUGGCUGCACGGUGUGCCGAGUAUAAAGAUUGCGGUUGCGAUUUCACCAUGUGGCGUGCACAGUUUAACAUAGGCGAGCAUUCGCCUUCGUACCAGGCUAUAAUGGAUAAUGCCAAUAACUUGGCAAAAUUUGCGGCCAUCUCACAAUCGAAACGCAUGCUGCCGAUCUUAGAGGUAGAUGUAGUGCCAUCGGAUGACAAUGAUAUGGAACGUGCUGAAAAAUGCGCCGAGGCAAUUUUAAUAUUCAUUUAUAAGUCACUUUGUGAUCAUCAUGUCAAUCUAGAGGGUACCAUACUAAAAAUUCCAGCGUUAAAUGCGGGUCCGAAGUGCACGAAACGAUAUUCGCCCGGUCAGAUCUCAAAAACAACAUUACGCUUACUGAGGCAUGUCGUGCCCGCUUCGGUCGGUGGUAUCAUUUUGCGUGUGGAUGGCAAGACGGAAGAUAAAAGUCUUUGCCUGCUGAACGCCACAAUUAUCGAUCCAUCGCCCAAACCGUGGCCCAUAAUAUUCAGCUUCGAUGGCAUAUUACAGUCUUCGAUUAUGAUGGCUUGGGCGGGUCAGUGCAAAAAUAUGCAGAAGGGUCAACAAGAGUUUCUUAAAAUGCUGGAUGCCUUUUCCAAAGCUGCUCAGGGCGCUUAUACACCCGGUUCAAUGAAAUCACUAGCCGAUCAGUGUUACUGUAAAAAAGCUUUUAAAGCUCUGAAAACGAAACCUGAUCCGCUACCUGAUGAUUGUGUUAGAUUUGAUGAAAUAUGUCGACCUCCCAUUCUUAUGCCCAAUAUUGCGCCUGCACCAGUUGCAACUGUAGAGUCCACUGUAGUUGUCGCGAUCACCGCAAUUAAAACAGAGGAUAUGUUAUUGGCCCUUGAACCUGCAACUGAGUUAGUCGAUGUCGAUCCAGCAAUUAAAAUAGAAGAAGCGAAAUCGGCCACAGAAGCUGCACCAGAGGCCGCUCCAACUGAGCAAACAGAGAAUCCACCAGCAGAUAGUCAGUAGAAAUGGAGUAUUAAAAGGUGAUAUCUAACAGCAUUUACCGGCGAAUGGAAGUAGGAGCAUAACGUGGAAGUAAAAUGGAUGUCAAAAGUUUCGAAAUGAAACCGUUAUUUUUCACUAUUGAAACAAAGAAAUCACAAACGUUAGUUCAAAUAAUAUAUUUUUCGUAGGGAAUCGCUUUAGUGAACUUUGGCCUGAAAGUCACAAAAGUUAAAGAACAAAAUUAUAUUAAAUAGAACGAAAUGAAAUUGUGGCAUGGUAAAUCCAUUAUAAUAAAUUCUUAAACCUAAGCUCUGAAAUUAUGAGUCCAAAUUGCUUAAAGCAAAGAUCGAGCAGCCUUUGUCGACUUUAUAGAAAUUAAAAAUAUUCUUAAACUCAAAAGUGCCUAAAAUAUAAACUCCGAAUUUUGAUUUUUUGUAA